AUGGCGGUCUCCCUCACAUACGCUGGACUCAGAUACCACACUAAAGUUAAAUCUAGCCGCCCAAAGUCGCUCAAGGCGAAGCGCAUUCCAGAGGGACGCAGCGCCGUCGGGCUCCUCCGCGCAUUCCUGCCCCACACAAAGAAGUUCCUCCGCCGCCGCCUCGCCCGCACAAAGGAGGGCGCCGUCCGGAGAGCGCCGCCCCGGACAGGGAGCGCAGCGCAGCGCAGCGGCCGGGAGUCCAGCGGCCGGGCGCGAGGCGGACCUUNCUCCAGCCCGCGCGCCAGCCUGGCCGGCUCCUCCGACGGCAGCAAGCCCAGCAGCGCCCGCACCAGCGGCAUCAGCAUGGGCUACGACCAGCGGCACGCCAGCCCGCGCUCCUCCGCCGAGCUGGAGGCCGCGACCGGCCGGUCCCCGGCGCCGCCGGGCUCCGUCGGCGCCGCCUCGCUGGUCAGCCCGCGCUCCAGCCUCUCCAGCCACAGCUCGCGCAGCUCCCGCAGCUCGAUGGGCGCCUACCCGGAGCUGCCGGCUCCCUCGCCGCGGGCCUCGCUGCUUCCCGAGGAGGGUCCUCAGGCAGCCCCCGACGCCGAGGCCGCCGCGCUGCCCUCCGGCCCGGCCGCCAAGUUGCGGCUCCCCUGCCAGGUCACGCCGGCCCGGGAGAGCGGCCCCAGCCAGGUGGAGCGGCGUCUGGAGGCGCUGACGCUGGAGCUGGAGAAGGAGCUGGAGAUGCACGUGCGGAAGGAGUACUUCGGUAUUUGUAUCAAGUGUGGAAAGGGGGUGUAUGGGGCCAGCCAAGCUUGCCAAGCCAUGGGGAACCUUUACCAUACCAACUGCUUUACAUGCUGCUCUUGUGGGAGAAGAUUACGAGGGAAAGCCUUCUACAAUGUUAAUGGAAAGGUCUACUGUGAAGAAGACUUCCUAUAUUCGGGGUUUCAGCAGACGGCAGACAAGUGCUUCAUUUGUGGCCAUCUCAUCAUGGAAAUGAUUUUGCAAGCUCUUGGGAAGUCAUACCAUCCUGGCUGUUUCCGCUGUGUGGUGUGCAAUGAAUGUCUGGAUGGCAUACCCUUCACUGUAGACAUGGAGAACAAUAUUUACUGUGUCAAAGACUAUCACACGGUUUUUGCACCCAAGUGUGCUUCCUGUAACCAGCCUAUUUUGCCAGUCCAGGGCUCCGAAGAGACCAUCCGGGUGGUGUCAAUGGACAGGGAUUACCACGUGGAAUGUUAUCACUGCGAGGAUUGUGGACUCCAGCUGAAUGACGAGGAAGGCCGCCGAUGCUAUCCCCUCGAGAGACACCUGCUCUGCCACACCUGUCACAUCAGGCGCUUGAGCACUAAAGUGUCGGCACACUCUCCCUCUGGGUACCCCAUGCACAUCACGGAGCUCUGAGGCUUCCACUCCCCAUCU
Messenger RNA from Protobothrops mucrosquamatus (brown spotted pit viper), 1404 nucleotides. It is a transcript of the gene WTIP, whose product is annotated as WT1 interacting protein. Gene Ontology annotation, biological process: response to hypoxia; regulation of DNA-templated transcription; cytoskeleton organization. Bases 1 to 1386 code for a protein of 461 amino acids. Gene Ontology annotation, cellular component: nucleus; P-body; adherens junction. The record is from RefSeq and is a predicted model, not a curated record. Lineage: Eukaryota; Metazoa; Chordata; Lepidosauria; Squamata; Viperidae. The transcript has 10 exons. Gene Ontology annotation, molecular function: transcription corepressor activity.